This is a messenger RNA of Entrophospora sp. SA101, 732 nucleotides long. The record is from the annotation of a GenBank genome assembly. Lineage: Eukaryota; Fungi; Glomeromycota; Glomeromycetes; Entrophosporales; Entrophosporaceae.
GGUUAUAAUAUGAUUGAUUAUUAUGGAGAAGCAUUAUUUGAUUAUCCAUCAUUUCUGAAAGAACUUAAUAUUGGCAAUGUACAAUGUUCAAUUAGUCAAUGGUGGAAUGAUGCAACAGAUUAUAGAUUACGUCAUAAAACUAAAGUUCCUGUAUUGGAAUCAGCUAUUUUUGAAAUGUUAUUCAAUAACAAUUAUGGAUUGAGAAGUUUGGAUUGUCGAUUACAAACUUGUUACAAUAUACCAAAUUUUUCAAGUUUCAAAGGAAUUCAACGAUCAAUUUCUCGACUCACUGAACUUCGAAUAGAUUGUUCAUCAAAUGAUAAUGAAGGUUAUAUGAUUGAAUUGAUAGAUGUUAUAAUCAAGAAUUCACAAAAUAUCCACGUGUUGGUGAUUACUCCACCACCACUUCCACAACAGCAAUAUGAAACUGAUGUACUUUCAAGUAAAUUACAAACAUUGAUUGAAUCACAAAAUAACUUGGAAGCUAUUUAUACCACUUUACCAUAUUCAGGAAUAUUUGAUCCAAUAAGAUCUGCUUCAAUAUUUUCAGCUUUAAUAAGUCAAACAGAUAGUAUAACAGAAUUAGAUCUUAGAAAAAUGUUUAUUGAUUGGAACUCGUUGGAAAUUUUAGCAAAAUGUUAUAAUUUGAAAUCAUUAACUUUGAAAGCUGUUGGAUCACACGCAGUUGAAGGAAUGGUUGAAAACACUAUAUUUAGUGAGUGGAUUACGUAG